GAAGAUCAUUAUUUGAGUAACCGGUGUGCGGAACAGAAGACUGUUCUCGACUACAGCAUAUUAAACGUGAUUCAAGAAUCAAAUUAUUCAUCAUUGGUAUCACAAAAAGAGUGUAUUUCAUCAUUUGUUGAAAUUAAAGUGUGCAUCCACAUAAAGUUGAAGAUUUUUUUGUGUGAACUUGGUCAAGGAGUGUCGUCGAAUAUUAAUACACCUAAAAUUUCAUCUUUUCCUAACCUCAAUCUUGGCGGUAAGGUCUACCUGCGUUUUUACCCCAGUCAGAGGUGAAAGGAAGCAUUUUUAACAUAAUGGCCCGCGGAAAAGAAAAACGUGAACUGGCUAGUAAUGAUAAGGCGCCACCAGCGAAAAUAAUACGUACAUCUCACAAAUUUGAAUUAGCUUUACCAACACUACCCAAAUUGAGUGGUAAUGUACUCUCCUGCGGACAAGGUGAAGUCGGCCAGCUUGGGCUUGGUGAGGAUAUCAUGGAAAAGACACGACCUGCUUUAGUCGACGGCAUGAAGAACGUCGUAGAUAUUUCCGCUGGUGGCAUGCACAAUCUCUGCUUGACGCGGAAAGGUGAGGUGUAUUCAUUCGGCUGCAAUGAUGAGGGAGCCCUAGGUCGCGUCACAGCCGAUGACGAUGGAGCGGAAUUUCAACCACGAAAAAUCGAACUACCAGCACCAUGCCUGAAGAUAUCAGCCGGUGAUUCUCACUCUGCCUGCUUACUAGACGAUGGACGCGUUUACGCUUGGGGCUCGUUUCGGGAUUCACACGGAAACAUGGGUUUAACGUUGGAAGGAAACAAACGGCUUCCGAUCGAAGUUAUUCCAGGAGUAAAGUCAGUCGAUAUUGCAUCCGGUGGAGAUCAUUUGGUAAUUCUGACAGAACACGGUCAUGUGUACACAGUUGGCUGCGCCGAGCAAGGUCAGCUGGGUCGAAUUUCUACUCGAGCAGCUUCCGGUGAGUCCAGGCGUGGCAAAAACGAUCUACUAAAGCCUGGCAUUGUUACUCUGAAAGGAAAGUUCGUGCUAGCGGAUGCCAUUUGGGCUUCAACAUAUUGCACUUUUUUCAAAGAUAGAAAUACCUCGAAAAUUUUCGCUUUCGGAUUGAAUAACUAUUGUCAACUUGGAAUUCCGAAUCCAAGCGAAAACGUUGUCAAACCAGUAUUCGUUCCACACCUAACAAGUUUUACUGACGUUAAAAGCAUCUCUGGAGGACAGCAUCAUACGUUAGUUCUCAAAAACGACAACAAAGUUUACGUCAUUGGGCGUAAAGAAUAUGGACGGCUUGGUUUGGGUGACGUGAGCACCGAUGCCAACACACUGGCCCUGGUUGACACGCUAGUCGAUAAAAGCGUCGUUGAAAUUUCCUGCGGUGAAAGUACGUCAUUUGCCGUAACAGAUAGCGGGGACGUUUACGCUUGGGGCAUGGGCUCGAAUCAACAGUUGGGAACCGGAAAUGAGGAUGAUGAGCACAAACCGGUAGCGAUUGUUAGCAAGCAAUUGCAGGGCAAAAAAGUACUUAAAGUAUCCAGUGGAGGCCAACACAGUUUGUUUCUGGUAGAGGAGAAACCAUCCAAGGAUUCGACUCCAGUGCCAGAAGCGAAGCCGGCCAAAUUGAAAACAGCGAAGGCGUCCGAAGCAGAUCCACCCGCUGCAUCCACUCCCUCGGAAAGCAAGCCCGUUUCGGUAGCUAGUCCUGGGAAACCGAAAACCAACGGAACAUCGACAAAGGAACACAUUAACGGCAAUGAGAAUGCGGCUGAUGGUGAUAUGGAAGGAGUUAGCAGCAGUACGCAUGAAACUUCCGAAAAACCGGAGAAAAAACCGGCUGCCAGAGGACGAAAGCGAAAGCUGUAAUGCGCAAAAUGACGCAAAAAAAAGUAUUUAAAAGUAAAUAUUUUAAUUUAGCUAGUUGAAGAAGUUACACUUAUGACUAAGUGCGUUGUAAAACUAAAAAAAAAACAUUUUCCUGUUUCAUUGCAUUGUUUAUGGACAACAAUUGUUGAAUACUCUUUUCAUUCGGUUGAUAAUCCUUGUUUCUAUUUAUGUAAUUAUUUCUUUCCUUAUGUUCUUUACUUGUUAGUACUAUGAAAUUGUAGCAAAGGUACACAUUUUUGAGUUGAAACCUUGUUAUUGGUAAAUGUUCUAGAUCGAAUAAAAAACGCGAAAUGAAAAUUGAAUUGACGAAACAGCCAUAAACGUUAAAUGUCGUCUAUGCAUGAUUUAAAAUGUAUUUUCGAGCUAGAAAAAAAUAAAAUGUUGGAACAAUUAUUUCUUUCCUUAUGUUCUUUACUUGUUAGUACUAUGAAAUUGUAGCAAAGGUACACAUUUUUGAGUUGAAACCUUGUUAUUGGUAAAUGUUCUAGAUCGAAUAAAAAACGCGAAAUGAAAAUUGAAUUGACGAAACAGCCAUAAACGUUAAAUGUCGUCUAUGCAUGAUUUAAAAUGUAUUUUCGAGCUAGAAAAAAAUAAAAUGUUGGAACAAUCUAUUGGAACAAUUAUUUCUUUCCUUAUGUUCUUUACUUGUUAGUACCAUGAAAUUGUAGCAAAGGUACACAUUUUUGAGUUGAAACCUUGUUAUUGGUAAAUGUUCUAGAUCGAAUAAAAAACGCGAAAUGAAAAUUGAAUUGACGAAACAGCCAUAAACGUUAAAUGUCGUCUAUGCAUGAUUUAAAAUGUAUUUUCGAGCUAGAAAAAAAUAAAAUGUUGGAACAAUCUA
Messenger RNA from Malaya genurostris, 2721 nucleotides. It is a transcript of the gene Rcc1, whose product is annotated as regulator of chromosome condensation. The coding region runs from base 306 to 1859 and encodes 517 amino acids. Gene Ontology annotation, molecular function: guanyl-nucleotide exchange factor activity. NCBI's taxonomy places the organism in Eukaryota, Metazoa, Arthropoda, Insecta, Diptera, Culicidae. The transcript is spliced from 4 exons. Gene Ontology annotation, cellular component: cytoplasm. The record is from RefSeq and is a predicted model, not a curated record.